Molecule: messenger RNA, 1881 nt
Organism: Parnassius mnemosyne (clouded apollo)
Lineage: Eukaryota; Metazoa; Arthropoda; Insecta; Lepidoptera; Papilionidae
Source: the annotation of a GenBank genome assembly
AUGGAUAAGCACAACAGUUCAGAGUUGCUUAAUUCAGAUUUUUCGCUCUCUAAAAACGCCAGUUCAGAUUCCCUGGAUUCGGACUCUAAAUCGAGUUCAUUGAAUUCCAAACACGGACAAGACUCCUCACAUGUGUUAGGCGAUAUUCAGUUAUUAGAUGGGGAGAAAGUGAUGGGUGUUGCGAGAGAUGUGACCUACCUGUGCCCUUACAGCGGGCCUUCCAGAGGAGUUCUUAAAGUCACAAACUAUCAGCUUCACUUUAGACCAACAGAAGCUACUGCUCUACAAACGACAUUAAGUGUGCCUCUUGGUGUUGUAUCACGAAUUGAAAAAGUGGGCGGUGCAUCAUCAAAGGGUGAAAAUUCAUAUGGCAUUGAAGUGUUUUGCAAGGAUAUGCGCAAUCUACGCUUUGCACAUAAACAAGAGAAUCAUUCACGGCGUGGUAUAUUUGAGAAACUGCAGCAACUGGCGUUUCCACUGUCACACAGAUUACCAUUGUUUGCAUUCAGUUACUCUGAAAGCUUCCCGGAGGAUGGCUGGCAUGUCUAUGAACCAAUUACAGAACUCCGAAGAAUGGGUGUAAACAACGACAUGUGGCGUAUAACUCGGAUCAACGAUAAAUAUGAAAUUUGCGACAGUUACCCAUCUGUUUGGGCAGUGCCAGCAGCUGCUAAUGAUGACUUACUUAGAUCUGUAGCUGCGUUUCGCUCAAGAGGUCGCAUACCAGUGCUCGCUUGGAUACAUCCCAGCUCACAGGCUACUAUUACAAGAUGCAGCCAGCCUUUAGUCGGCGUGAGCGGUAAACGUAGUCGUGAAGAUGAACGUUAUAUACAACUAAUAAUGGAUGCUAACGCCCAAGCACAUAAACUGUUUAUAAUGGAUGCACGCCCCAGCGCUAAUGCUAUUGCAAACAAGGCUAAGGGAGGCGGUUAUGAAUCAGAAGAUGCUUAUCAAAAUGCUGAAUUGGUUUUCUUGGACAUUCACAACAUUCAUGUGAUGAGGGAAAGUCUGCGUAAGCUCAAAGAACUUUGCUUUCCACAGAUUGACCAGACCAGGUGGUUUAGUGGCAUAGAGGCUAGUUGUUGGCUGAAGCAUAUAAAGUGUAUAUUAGCUGGAGCUGUACGUAUCGUUGAUAAGGUAGAGAACCAUAAAACCUCAGUCUUGGUCCACUGCUCUGAUGGGUGGGAUCGCACUGCACAGCUGACAGCGCUGGCUAUGCUCAUGUUGGACCCAUAUUACCGUACACUACGUGGCUUCGAAGUGCUUAUAGAAAAAGAGUGGUUGUCAUUUGGACAUAAAUUCCAGCUUCGUAUAGGGCACGGCGACGAGCGGCAUUCGGAUGCGGACAGAUCGCCUGUGUUCGUUCAGUGGGUGGACUGCGUUUGGCAGCUGCAGCAACAAUUCCCCACGGCUUUCGAGUUCACAGAGCGAUUGCUUAUAACGAUCGUCGAUCACUUGUAUUCGUGCCGGUUCGGUACUUUCCUUUUUAACACUGAACGAGAAAGGGUCAAAGAAGAGGUGAAAUCAAAAACUGUGUCGUUAUGGUCGUACAUCAACAGUCGUCAGGAUUUAUACCUUAAUCCGUUGUAUUGGGGUCCGUCUUCGUUUGGAGCGACCACGCCCCCAUCGCCAUAUUCGCGUCCUCAAAUAGUUCUAGUACCAGUUGCGUCGCUGAGAAUCAUUAAACUAUGGAAGGCGUUGUAUUGCAGAUGGAACCCCACUAUGCGACAACAGGACCCGAUAUACCAGCGCACGCGCGAGCUGGUGGCGCUGCGCGCGCAGCUGGAGGCGGCGGCGGCGGCCGCGGCCGGCGAGUACGCGCAGCGCCACCACCGCAUGGCGCUCACCCCGCCGCGCGUCGCCAGCCCCCACCACGUCUGA